Molecule: messenger RNA, 13150 nt
Organism: Anopheles coustani
Lineage: Eukaryota; Metazoa; Arthropoda; Insecta; Diptera; Culicidae
Gene: stan
Product: protocadherin-like wing polarity protein stan
Exons: 7
Coding region: 1-10956 (3651 amino acids)
Biological process (GO): cell surface receptor signaling pathway; G protein-coupled receptor signaling pathway; homophilic cell-cell adhesion
Cellular component (GO): plasma membrane
Molecular function (GO): calcium ion binding; G protein-coupled receptor activity
Source: RefSeq, a predicted model, not a curated record
AUGACGGAAAAGCUCACGACGAUGACCGUGCGAAGGUUCCGGCUGGUGGCUGCGACCACGGUUCUGCUGCUGCUCCUGGUGGUGCUCCACGGUGUGCCCCGGACGAGCGGCUACAUGAUCAUAGCAAGCGAGGACGACGAACCGGGCAAGGUGCUGUUCAAUUCGUCCGUUUACAAGCUCGGCUCCGAGCGACACUACAAGAUCAACGCGCACAAGUCGGCACACUACGUGCACCAUCUGCUGCGGGUGGAUCCUGGCAACGGGCAGGUCAGCCUGAAGCGCAAGCUGCAGUGCGACGGGAUCUACUAUCCCACCCUGUUCACGUUCUACGUCGACUCGACCUCGAACCGGCUGCGUAGCAUCGACUACUACAGCCUCCCGAUAAGGAUAUUCAUCGUUGGGCACAAUUGUUCCGACGAGGACGAAGCGGUGGCGGCCAGCUUCCGGAAGCUGUUCGAGGAGGAUGAUACCGGCUAUCAGCAUCAUCAUCACACUCACGAGCGGUACCGAAGGGCGGUGGGGCCGGUGUACCGAUUGGUGAAGGAUGUGCAGGAUGAGCCCUUGCCUGCACUUGAGGAGGAAGAAGAAGACACGGAGGAGAUCGAACAGCAGCGGAGAAUGUACGGCGAGUACCGGGGUGACCGGUUCACGUACUAUCGGUCCGAGUACCCCUGGCUGGCGGCAACCGACAGCGUCACCAACUACACGACGUUCCGGGAGGGUGACAUCCUGUACGACACGGUGCUGGAGAACGCGUACCGGCAUAACAUUCUUAGCCGGAAGCGUCGCGAGAUACGAGAUCUGCCGGCAGACCGGAUACACCGCAAGAUAGCGGACGCGAAGCAGUGGAUCUCGGAGACGUUCGCGUCGUACGCGAUCCACACGACCGAUCGGUGGAAAAAAAUCUGCCUCAAGCGGUCGCAGUUCAUCAACUCGAUCACGGCGUUCCUGCCGAAAACGGUAAUGAAUCACUGCACCGUGCGAUAUUUGGACGUGAACGACGAGCGAUUCGAGAUCGAGACGCGCUCCGGUGAUCUGAUCGCGACGGGUGAUCUCUGCAUCCCGGAGACGCUCUGGAAGGUGAUCAUCACGUACAGCGUGCGGUGUGAUCGGCGCGACAUUGUGGACGCCGAUCAUCGGCUGAAGAUCGUCUACCAUCAUCAGGAGCUGAACGACACGGAUAUUGCGCGGCGGGUGCGGAGGGAGCUACGCAACCAGAGCCCGUACUUCGAGCAGGCGCUCUACGUGGCUUCGGUGCUCGAGGAACAGCCGGUCGGAGCGAGUGUUACGACGGUGCGCGCCCGAGACCCGGAGGAAUCACCGGUCGUGUACUCGCUCGUGUCGCUGCUCGAUUCGAGGUCGCAGGCAAUGUUUAAGGUGGACUCGCGAACCGGCGUCGUGACAACGUCAGCCACGCUCGAUCGCGAGCUGAUGGAUGUGCACUACUUUCGCGUGAUCGCCACCGACGACAGCUUUCCACCGCGCUCCGGCACCACGACGUUGCAGGUGAACGUGCUGGACUGCAACGAUCACACGCCGACGUUCGAGGCCGAGCAGUUCCACGCGACGGUCCGGGAGGGUGUCAGUGUCGGCUCGACCGUGAUUACGAUUCGCGCGACCGACCAGGACAUUGGCAAGAACGCCGAUAUUGAGUACAUGAUCACGAGCAUCACCGGGGAACACCACCAGACGUCGGCGGAGGAACAUGCUGGCCCCGGCGAUGGAGACGAUGGAACGCCGCCAGUGCGAGACGACGACAGUGCGCACAAGUUCCGAAUCGAUGCCCGGAGUGGCACCAUUUCGACGCGCAGUGCCUUGGAUCGGGAGGUGUCCGGCAUGUACACGAUCACGGUGACGGCAACCGACAUGGCCACCCCGCAGUCGGAGCGCAAAUCGGCCACGACGACGGUGCUGGUGAAGAUCCUGGACGACAACGACAACUAUCCGCAGUUCAGUGAGCGCACCUACACGGUGCAGGUUCGUGAGGACCAGUGGGCAAACGAGAACAACGUCAUCGCGCACAUCCAGGCGACGGAUGCAGAUCAGGGCAACAACGCCGCGAUUCGCUACGCCAUUAUCGGCGGAAAUACGCAAUCACAGUUUUCCAUCGACUCGAUGAGCGGUGACGUGUCGCUGGUGAAGCCGCUGGACUACGAGAGCGUCCGCAGCUACCGGCUGGUGAUCCGGGCGCAGGACGGUGGCAGUCCGUCGCGCUCCAACACGACCCAGCUGCUGGUGAACGUGCUCGAUGCGAACGAUAAUGCGCCCCGUUUCUACACGUCCCAGUUCCAGGAGGCCGUGCUCGAGAGCGUUCCUGUCGGGUACAACAUUGUGCGCGUGCAGGCGUACGACUCGGACGAGGGGGCCAACUCGGAGAUUACGUACAGCAUCCAGAACCGGGACGACGGAAUGCCGCUGGCGGUCGAUCCGCGCACCGGAUGGAUUCACACGACGAAGGCGCUCGAUCGGGAGGAGCAGAGCCGGUACAGCUUCCAGGUGGUCGCCGUCGACGGUGGCAUUCCGCCGAAGUCGGCCAGCACGUCGGUGAUCGUCACGAUACAGGACGUGAACGACAACGAUCCGACGUUCAGCCCGAAGUACUACGAGGCGAUGCUGGCGGAGGAUCAACCGCCGGGCACGCCGGUGACGACCGUGACGGCCACCGAUCCGGAUGAGGACUCGCGGCUGCACUACGAGAUAACGGCGGGAAACACGCGGGGUCGCUUUGCAAUUACGUCGCAGAAUGGGCGCGGGUUGAUCACGAUCGCGCAACCGCUCGACUACAAGCAGGAGCGUCGGUUCGCGUUGACCAUCACGGCGACCGACAGUGGCCAGCGGACGGAUACGGCCAUCGUGAACAUCAACAUCACUGAUGCGAACAACUUUGCGCCAGUGUUUGAGAACGCCCCGUACAGUGCGUCGGUGUUUGAGGACGCACCGAUCGGCACGACCGUGCUGGUCGUAUCGGCCACGGACAGUGACGUCGGCAUUAACGCACAGAUUACGUACCUGCUGAACGAUGAGUCGGUGAACGGACUGGGAGCGAAUGAACCGUUCGCAAUAAACGCACAAACUGGCGCGAUCGUGACGAACGCCAAGCUCGAUCGGGAAAGCACGAGCGGGUACCUGCUGACGGUGACGGCCAAAGACGGUGGCAACCCUUCGCUCAGCGACACGACCGACGUGGAGAUCGCCGUGACGGACGUGAACGACAAUGCGCCGGCGUUUAAGGUCCCGUUGUACCAGGCGACGAUCCCGGAGGACGCGCUGAUCGGCACGUCGGUGGUGCAGAUCGGUGCCACUGACGCUGACAUGGGCCUGAAUGGGCGGGUGAAGUACGCGCUCGCCCAAAAGGACGUCGACGAGGGUUCUUUCGUGGUGGAUCCGAUCUCCGGUGUGAUCCGCACGAACAAGGGACUCGAUCGCGAGAGCAUCCCGGUGUACCAUCUGACGGCGAUCGCGAGCGACAAGGGCACGCCAACGAUGAGCAGCAGCGUGGAGGUACAGAUCCGGCUGGACGACGUGAACGACUCGCCGCCGACCUUCGCCUCGGACAAGCUGACGCUGUACGUGCCGGAGAACAGCCCGGUUGGGUCGGUCGUGGGUGAGAUCUAUGCACACGAUCCGGACGAGGGUGUGAACGCGAUCGUACACUACUCGAUCAUCGGUGGUGACGAUUCGAACUCGUUCUCGCUCGUUACCCGACCCGGAUCGGACCGGGCGCAGCUGCUGACGAUGACCGAGCUGGACUACGAGUCGCCCCGGAAGCGCUUCGAGCUGAUCAUACGAGCAGCGAGUCCUCCGCUGCGUAACGACGUCUACGUAGAGGUACUGGUAACGGACGUGAACGACAAUGCGCCCGUCUUGCGCGACUUCCAGGUCAUCUUCAACAACUUCCGCGACUGCUUCCCGAGUGGAGUGAUCGGGCGGAUACCGGCGUUCGAUGCUGACGUCACGGACCGCUUGACCUACCGCAUUCUGUCGGGGAACAAUGCGAACCUGCUGCGCUUGAAUAGUUCAACCGGAGGGCUUACGCUUAGCCCGCAGCUGAACACGAACGUGCCCAAGUUCGCCACGAUGGAGGUGUCGGUGACGGAUGGGAUUAACGAGGCGAAGGCGAUCAUGCAGCUGAUUGUGCGGCUCAUCACGGAGGACAUGCUGUUCAACUCGGUCACGGUGCGGCUGGACGAGAUGACGGAGGAAGCGUUCCUGUCGCCGCUGCUUAGCUUCUUCCUCGACGGGCUGGCCGCCAUCAUCCCGUGCCCGAAGGAAAACAUAUUCCUGUUCUCCAUCCAGGAGGACAUCGACGUCAGCGGGAAGAUACUGAACGUCAGCUUCUCCGCCCGACGGCCGGAUGUCGCGUUCGAGGAGUACUACAGCUCGCAGUACCUUCAGGAGCGCAUUUACCUGAACCGGGCCAUCCUGGCCAGGUUGGCGACGGUACGUGUGCUCCCAUUCGACGACAACCUGUGCGUGCGGGAACCUUGCCUGAACUACGAGCAGUGCCUUUCGGUGCUUAAGUUCGGCAACGCAUCCGGCUUCAUCCACAGCGACACGGUGCUCUUCCGUCCGAUUCACCCGGUCAACACGUUCGCCUGCAAGUGUCCGGAGGGUUUUACCGGCAGCAAGGAGCACUAUCUGUGCGACACGGAGGUUGACCUGUGCUACUCGGACCCCUGUGCGAACGGGGGUAGCUGCGUGCGCAAGGAGGGUGGCUACUCGUGCGUCUGCUCCGAAGCGUACACCGGCGUAAAUUGCGAAACGGCCAUCACCAGCCUCAAGCCGUGCGUCUCGGAGGUGUGCGGUGAUGGGUACAGUUGCCUCUCGAGUGGCCACGGCGGCCACUGGCCACCGUAUACGAAAACCUGCGAGCUAAUGUCACGUUCGUUCUCGCGCAACUCGUUUCUCACGUUCCCGGGCAUGCGACAGCGACAUCGGUUCAACAUACGGCUCCGUUUUGCGACCGUGCGUGACAGUGGCCUGCUGCUGUACAAUGGACGCUACAACGAACAGCACGAUUUCAUCGCGCUGGAGAUCAUUAACGGGCGCGUACUGUUUUCGUUUUCGCUCGGCGAUCGCGUUGAAUCGGUGACGGUAAACCAGCGGCGGAAGGUUUCCGACGGUAACUGGCACACGGUGGAGGUACGCUACUUCAACCGCACGGUACUGCUCUCGCUGGACAGCUGCGAUACGGCCACGGCUUUGGCGGAGCUCGGCGAGCGUUGGAACUGUGCGAAUCAGACGACACUCGUGCUGGACCGUCGGUGUGCGUCUCUCGUCGAACCGUGCCAUCGAUUUUUCGACCUAACGGGCCCGCUGCAGGUCGGCGGGUUGCCAAAGAUUCCGGCCAACUUCCCGAUCAAAUCGCACAGCUUCGUGGGCUGCAUCUCGGAUCUGUACAUCGACCAUCGGUACGUGGAUCUCGGGGCGUACAUUGCGGAUAACGGUACGGUCGCGGGAUGCCCGCAGAAGGCGGCCUCUUGUGCAUCGGAACCGUGUUUCAACGGAGGCACCUGUCGGGAGGGCUGGGGCGAAGGGUGGGAAUGCGAUUGUCCGGAUGGGUUCACGGGAAACGCGUGCCAGGAAUCGGUGGCGCUCCCGUGGCGCUUCCAGGGUGAUGGCAUUCUCAGCUUCAACCCGCUGCUGCGUCCCAUCCAGCUGCCCUGGCUAACGGCGUUCUCGGUGCGCACUCGCAAGCGCGAUACGUUCGUGAUGGAGAUUCAGGUGGGCCAGAAUAGCUCGGCCGUGGUUUCGUUGCGCGAUGGCACACUGCAGUACGCGUACAACGGGGAACCGGUGCAGUUGGUCGGCGCCGACUUGGCCGAUGGGCGGUGGCACCGGGUGGAGAUCAAGUGGAUGGGCACGGAGGUCUCGCUGACGGUGGACUACGGUCAGCGUAACGGCGUGCUGCCAGUGUCGCAGAAGAUCCAAGGGUUGUACGUGGGACGGAUCGUCAUCGGCGGACUGGAGGGUACGAUCGGGCAGCAACACUAUGGUGGCGGAUCAUCGGAGAACUUCGAGGGAUGCAUUCAGGAUGUGCGCGUCGGUGGUGUGCAGUCGGUGCUGAAGCGACCGACGGUGCGUGAGAACGUCGUGGAUGGGUGCACCUCGAACGCCCGGUGUCCGGAGACCGGUUGUCCGGAGGAAUCGAUCUGCGUGAGCAACUGGGACGAGGCAUACUGCGAGUGCCUGCAUGGGUACGUUGGUGUCGACUGCAAGCCGGUGUGCACGGUGAAACCCUGCUCGGACAAUGGAGUGUGCCGAGCGGACACGGCCAACGUGAAGGGUUACCGGUGCGAGUGCAACAGCACGCUCAGCUCGGGCGAAUACUGCGAGAACACGAUCCAGCAACCGUGCCCGGCCGGAUGGUGGGGUGAACGUAGCUGUGGCCCCUGCAAGUGCAACGUGAAGCAGGGCUAUCAUCCGAACUGCGACAAAACCACCGGCCAGUGCUACUGCCGGGAGAACCACUACCAACCGGUUAACGACACUACGUGCCUGCCUUGCGAGUGCUACGCCGUCGGCUCGUACGGUAAGUCGUGCAACAGCUCGGGCCAGUGCGAGUGUCGGGAGGGUGUGAUUGGUCGUCGGUGCGACUCCUGCUCGAACCCGUACGCCGAGGUCACACUGAACGGGUGCGAAGUUGUGUACGAUGGUUGUCCGAAGUCGCACUCGGCCGGUCUCUGGUGGCCCCGCACGGCGUUCGGUGAGCUGGCGGUGGAAAACUGCCCGGCACCGGCCCGGGGUAAGGGAACGCGUCGUUGCGACCAGGUACAGAGCGGCUGGGGUGCACCGGACAUGUUCAACUGCACGUCGGAAGCGUUCCUCGAUCUGCGCAAACAACUGUCCCAGAUCGAAGUGGACGGACUCGAGCUGAACACGUUCAUUUCGGUGAAGGUUGCCGCCACACUGCAGCAAGCGUGUGUGACCGUCGGUGGACAACAGCAUGCCGGGCCGGAUCGUACACCCGGCGAUACGUCCCGCAUGAACGACUACUACACGAUCGAUCGAGAGAGCGGGGGAAAGGGCGUAUGGCGCGAGGAUGACUUCGAGCUGGACUACCUGAUGAACGAUGGGCAGUCGUUCGUGCAGAGCAAGCUAUAUGGGGCCGAUCUGCUGAUUACCAACCGGCUGUUACACGAGCUGAUGCGCUACGAGUCGUUCCAGGCCGGAUUGAACCUUUCGCACAGCCAGGACAAACAUUACGUGCGUAAUUUGGUGGAGAGUGCCGGGGAAAUUCUGGACCGUCGGUACGCUGGCGAGUGGCGCCGGGUUCACGAUCUAACCGGACGCGGUCCGGACGAGCUGAUCGAUGCAUUCAACCGCUACAUGAUCGUACUCGCUCGCUCGCAGCACGACACCUACACGAACCCGUUCGAGAUCGUGCACAAGAACAUGGCGCUCGGGAUGGACAUUGUGACAUCGGAGUCGCUGUUCGGGUACGAGUCGCAAAUGGUGAAACAGCGUGAGCAGCAGCAGGGUAGCAAGCUCCAACACCACCAGGUGGUGCACCACGCGGAAACGGUCAUCCUGCCGGACACGAGUUCCUUCCUGCAGAGCUCACCCAAGCAGAAGCAUCCGUACAUUGCCUUCCCGAAGUACAACAACUACAUCCAGGAUCGGUCAAAGUUUGAUCGGCAUACGCGCGUACUCGUGGCGCUCGACAUGCUCGGCAUCAUACCGCCGGACAAGAACGAGGUGGUGAGCACGAUCGCGGAGCAUCGGGCCAUCUUCACGUACGCCCAGUACAAGGACGCCGGCGAGCUGUUUCCGGCCAAUUACGAUGAAACCGUUACGCGCCGCUGGGGCGUGGACAUGCAGAUUGCCAGCAGUGUGCUCUCGAUCGCAAUCGUCACACCGGAAUCGGCCGCAACGGGCUCAACGGGGAAGGAAUCGGUUUCGGUUCCCAGUGGGGACACGAACCACGUGGAAACAAUGGCACCACCGCAAACGAAAGCACAGCAGCCCAACGAAAAGCUCACGAUGAACGAGAUCAAAAUAUCCAUUCACGAUAUGAGUGAUCGCGAGGAAGGUUUGGAUACGCUUGACCAGCACGCCCCGGAGGUACCGAUGGUCGGGUCGCCCGACGGUGGUGGAGACCCAGAGGACUACUUCCACGGAGGAAGCGUCCCGGAAACGGUAGUACUGUCCAGGAGCGAACAAAUGUCCUCCGCCGAGCUUCGAUCGUCUGAAGUUGGCUCGGAACGUCGCAAGCGCCGCAGGAACGUCGUAACGGCGGAAGGUGUGGGCACGAGUGCUUCGUCGGCCGAGAUGGACGUAGAAUCAUCCCGCACGAAUUACGUGCCCCUCGGGCAACCGCAUUUGCCUCAGGCGGUAAAACUGCAAAUGUGGUUAAAUAUUCCGCGGAAUCGGUUCGUGCCCCGCUCGAAUCCACAGUGCGUACGAUGGAAUACGCACUCGAACCUGUGGACUCGCAUCGGCUGUCAGACGGAGAUUCCCAAUUACGAAGCGAUCGGACACAACGAUACGAUUACGGUGAACUGUACGUGCAAUCAGCUCGCUACCUACGCCGUACUGGUGGACGUCAUCGAUCCAGAGGACAUUCCCGAACCAUCGCUGCUGGUGCAGAUCACUUCGUACUCAGCGUUCCUACUGUCGCUACCUAUUCUGCUUGCGGUGAUUAUUUCCCUGGCGCUACUGCGUGGACUUCAGACCAACUCCAACAGCAUCCACCAGAAUCUGCUCUUCUGCAUCUUCACCGCCGAACUGUUGUUCUUCGUUGCCAUACAGGCUCGCCGGGAGUUGCUGGAUAACGAGUUCCCGUGUAAACUGGUGGCCAUUGCGCUUCACUACUCGUGGCUAGCGGCAUUUGCGUGGACAACGGUGGAUUGUGUUCAUCUGUACCGAAUGCUGACGGAGAUGCGCGACAUCAACCACGGACCGAUGGGAUUCUAUCAUACCAUCGGUUACGGUGCACCGGCACUACUCGUCGGACUGUCGGUUGGAGUGCGUGUGCACGAGUAUGGAAACAGUUUAUUCUGCUGGCUAUCCGUUUACGAAUCCGUGAUCUGGUGGAUGGUUGGACCGAUCGCCAUCGUUUCCGUGUUUGAUCUGUUCAUACUAUUCCUCUCGGUGAAGGCGGCCUUCACGAUCAAGGACCACGUGCUCGGAUUCGGAAACCUACGUACACUGCUCUGGCUUUCGGUCGUGUCGCUUCCGCUACUAGGCAUCAUGUGGGUGCUGGCCGUACUGUCUGCGUCGGAUAACUCCCAGCUACUUAAUAUGCUCCUAUCGGCGGUGGUAAUCAUGCAUUCGCUGUUCUCCGUAAUCGGCUACUGUAUCAUCAACAAACGUGUUCGCGAAAACCUGCACAACGCCUUCCUGCGGUGCAUCGGACGUAAGGUACCACUGCUCGACUCAUCGAUCGCCAUCAGCAGCAGCUCCCAGAACGUGGGUUCUCCGAAAACGCCCGGGUUUGCCGGUGGUCCUUCCGGUGGCGGGCAGUACGAGACAGCCCGGCGUAACAUCGGCAUCAGCACCUCCAGUACGACCUCACGUAGCACGGCCAAGACGAGCUCGAGCCCGUACCGAAGCGACGGGCAGUUCCGGCACACGUCUACAUCCACCUCAAACUACAACAGUGACGGUGUAGCGUCGUACAUGCGUGGCCACUACGAAGAAAGCGCACUGCGCAAGAUCAAGAAUGGCCAGGGCCAGGGACGGCACGGUGAUGGCGAACGACGUAGCCACCGACGGCACCGGCGGGACUCGGAUUCGGGUAGUGAAACGGAUGGACGCAGUCUGGAGCUUGCCUCGAGCCACUCGAGUGACGACGAGGAGUCGCGCGUUGGAAGAAAUAGUAGCACACACCGAAGCACCGGAGUGUGCAGCACUUCGUACCUUCCGAACAUUACAGAGCAUGUGGCGACCACACCACCGGAGCUGCACGUCGUCCAGAGCCCACAGCUUUUCCCGAAUGUUACGCCUACUAGAUGGCCCAAUCAAAACGCAGGCAACUAUUUGCCUCCCGGAAAUGGACGAUGGUCACAAGAAACUGGAUCUGACAAUGAGGCCCACCCGCACAAAUCGCCCACCAAUGGCGGUUCGCUGCCAAACCCGGACAUUACGGAAACUUCGUACCUGCAUCAGAACCGCAUGAACAUGCCACCGUCGAUACUGGAAAACAUUCAGGAGAACUACAACAUCGGCUACUCAAACACGGACCUGCACAGUGACCGCAACUAUAGCAACUACGGACCGACGGACAAGUACGUGCCGCCAACGGACUACGCCAAGCGCUACGACACGCAAUCGACGGCGAACCCGGCAAGCACACUUCCGCACCACUACGCGUCGUCGGUGAACGGAAGUGGUGGUGGUGUGCCGAUCGCGGAAGCGCGCCACACCGGCUCGAUGCAGAUCAUCAAUCAUAUGCGCGCGUACCAGCACGAGAAUCCGUACGCGCUGAAGGAAUCACUCUACGAACGGUCGCGCACUCUCGGCUAUGGGGCCGGCACUGGUGGAGCGGAAUCACCGUACCACGGGCUGGGAACACCGGCCGAUCUCUACAGUCCGCCGGGCUCGCACGCCAUGUCGUUCAAAUCGAGCGUUCAGUCGCUGCUCAAAAACGACUAUCAGCAACAACAACGCCAGCAACAGCAGCAGAUUAAACACCAUGGAGGUGGUGGGGGUGACUCCGACAGGAUGUCCGAAGGUUCUGACAAAAACCCGUACAACUUCCCGUACACCGCCGAAGAGGACCACCUGGUGCACAGUAGCAGUAACGGCCACAAUGGGGUGGGAGGAGGCCGUAUGUCGCACCACCCGGGAAUGGACGGUCUCGGUGGGCACUUGGACUCUCACCAUACCUCUUCUCCUCCGCCACCGCUCCUAAUGCGCGGAACGGAUGGCAUUUCACCGGCACCGUUGCAAUCGCUCGGCCAACUGACCGGUGGAAAUGAUGCACCCAAUGACGAUGAUGAAACAACUGUUUAAGUUGUGACAAACUCCAAAGCCAUGUAGACGAUUGCAGUGAAAAAUAGAACAAAGACUCUCCCGGUCCUACGGGACUGGUAGAAUGAUCUUCCACCGUGUGCUACCUAGACACAACACCCUGUGUGCUCUCUACCCAUCCUCUCUAACUGAUCCAACCCCCCCGACGGAAUGCUACUUGCAUCUUCGUUGAGCGGUUGAUGCCCGCUCAAAAGGCGCGUGCAUAUACAUAUAGAUUUAAGAAGAAGCAAGCGAAACGAAAACGAGACCAGAGACAAAGUUUUUGUAUCAUAUUUAUACUACAUAUAACCAAUAGCUUUGAUAUAUUCCCGCGUGGCAAGCUCAAACGGUGGGCUGCGUUCGUUUUUGGAUGUAUAUAUUUAUACAGAGCUACUCUAGGAUCUAUUGAUUGUGGUCGUAUUUUAUCCAUCCCCUUCCCUCCGCUACCGCUUUUUUGCUGUAAACGGUUCUUUUCUCCGGGCUCGAUCGAUGGCCCAACGAGGCGCGUGGGUUUUUUUUUAUUUAUGCAAAAGUGUAAAACAUGCACGAUUCAAGAUGGUUCCACCGAAAUUUGUAUGAUGCAACAUUAACGACCUGCCAGGGUCUUUCACAAGCAACAGUGGAAAGGAACGAUCGAAAUUGUAGUAGAAACGCUGCUUGUUUAGUGCACGCUUUACUAGCCGGUCUAUUUAUCGGCGGCAGAUUGAGAAAAAAAAACGAACUGCCUUGCAUACCGAAAGAUCAACUGCCUUGAGUAUUACGAUGUUGUUACACACCAGAAAAAGGUCGCUUAUCAUUGAAUCACAUCGACAGCGGUUAGGUGCGUAAAAAGUUAGUAGAAUAUUAGUAGACGCAUGGGAUGCUUUUUACGCGACGUUAUUUCGGUUUGGAGAAUACAACAUUCGAUCGAUCGCAAGUCAAGAAUAAAACAAAAAACAUGACAAAUACAUUUAAACGAACAAUGCAAGUGCCUGAACGUAGGUGAAUUUCGGUUAGGUUUGAUUUAGUUCCCUUUAUCGCGAGCUCAGUCGCCUGCUUCGAUUCGAUUUUAAAAUUGCACAUUCUCGUUAGAAGGAGAGCGUACACGACGCAGCGCUAUUUUAGUAGAUAUUAAUAUGCAUUGUAACAUUAGAAUCAUUAGACCACCUUCUUCAAAAGCGAAAUCGCUGCCAGAUUCCACUGCCCGGAUCAACAUCCUUAGCGUAGACGGUGGGCGUAAGAUAGGCAGACAAAAGGCGGAUGUUGCAGGCUGGAUUGGAUUUCCAGCCAGAGCUUAAACGUUUGAAAAGACUUAUUACUUGUGCUACUUUUACUUAUGCCAUACCGAUUACGGUGCGUUUUCAGGUAAAUUAUUUUAGACCAUAGGAUCGACGCUUUCUCCCCUACUCCACAAGAGUUUUUAGACUUUGCUUUGCCCCCGUAGCGGGUGUGAUUUGUAUGCCUAUAGGUUUUAAUUUUUUCUCGUUCCCAGUGGUGAUAGUUUACAAACACAUUCCAUCCAUUGAUUUUAUCUCAAUCUUAGUUCUUAGUUCGCAACCGCCGUGAUCACGUGAUCAUCCUCCUCAUCGAGGUCAAAGUACAACAAUGAUGUGGUUGGGUGGGUGCUGAACAACAUUCCAGUGAUAUUUUAUUUUUCGUACUUGAGAUUUAAAAAAAAAGCGGACCAGUUUUAGUUAGACAAACAUUUACCUUACUUUGGGCCCGCAAGUCUCCUUCGUGCGGUGUGCGUCUAUGUAUGUAUGUACGUUUUAAAAGUGUUUUUAAUGUUUGAACAAUCCAUCUCUCACAUCAUUUUCCGUUCCUUCGCCCUAAUGCGCUGCUGUGUGCAUCAAUUUUUGGUUUAAGUUUUGCGUGCUAGAAAACUCCGCCGGUUACUGAAUAGGAACUAUAUAAAAACUGACUGUGUAAUGCAAAAGUGAGAUUUUUUUAAUUUAAACUGCUUUAGUGUAUUAGCAUUUCAUAGGCAAUAAGGAGGGACGAGCGAAUUCGGUUCGGUACAGACCAACCAUUGCGCAAUGGAGGAAAGGACGAAAGAACUCUGGAUACCUGAUGGUAUCAGGUUCCAGGAAUUGGAUAGACGAAAAUAUAAGAUAGACGCGUGGCGGUGCCAGAUUUUAUAUACUCUGUUCCAGGAGCAUGAAAUAUUGAAGGGGAAAGGGAAAAAUGAAAGGAAACAAAAUAAAUCUCUUUGAAUAUG